Phytophthora infestans T30-4 is the source of this 4851-nucleotide messenger RNA. RefSeq lists its product as uncharacterized. The record is from RefSeq and is a predicted model, not a curated record. NCBI's taxonomy places the organism in Eukaryota, Oomycota, Peronosporomycetes, Peronosporales, Peronosporaceae. Gene Ontology annotation, molecular function: phosphatidylinositol binding. The transcript has 18 exons. The coding region runs from base 1 to 4851 and encodes 1616 amino acids.
AUGCCCCGGGCCCCGCCGCAAGUUGUGCACGCGUCGUGCAACUUAUACCAGGCAGUGUUUAGCGAACGUUUCACGGAUAUCCUUACCGGUGUGGACUGUCGCGACUUGAGCACUCGUGCACUCAGAGUGCUCGGCCGUGACUCUCCUGAGCAUCAACAAUACGUGCGCCAGCUGAUCAUCAACGGCGUCGUCGCGCGGGCAAUGGGCGCCAGGCCCACCGCCGAGUCUACACUGAUCCCGCCAGCAACACGAGCACAGACCUUACAGGCUAAUGGCACACAGGUGUGGGUCCGUUUCCAGGCAACAUCGGACAGUUCGUUCCCGCGGUGCCGCCAUGCCUAUGUGCUCCGCCAGCUUCCGCCAACGUUUUUCAGUGGGUUACAUGCCACUUUGGAGCUCUCGAAGAAGGUCAUCCACAACGCGAGUGAAGGGACUGGGAUGGAUGCCAGACAUCACAACGCAUUCUCCGUAUUAAUACGACUAUGGGGAAUUGAUCUACCUUACGUGUUAUCCUCUGCGUCAGACGCAAACGAUGUGCCCUACGCACCCUCACCAUCAGUGUCCGGCACUGCGUCAGAUGCAUGUCUGUCGGAGCUUCUUACGAGUGAAGCACAAGCUGCGAUGCUAUUGGUGUCUGUUACAGCGUCGUAUGCGUAUCCAUCGGGACUUCUUGCGCCUGGCGCACAAGUACCAUUGGUGUCUGACACUGCGUCGUAUGCGCGUCCAUCGGCACUUCUUGCGCCUGGCGUACAUGCCACAAUGCCACCCGUGUCUGACGCGGUGUCAUAUGCGUGUAUAUCGCCUCCAAAUGCGCCUCGCGUCUUGACCUUUGCGACCCCUGCUCCGAGCCAUUAUCAUGCCGACGCGAUUGUCUACGCGUGGUGCAUUUGGUCGACGUCGUCUCGCCUUCUUCAGUGGGAAGUGCGAGCGUUCGCUGAGGUUCAAGUGCACAAUGUCAUGGAAGCCCAGGGUCUUCUAGCCUGUCUACAAUGGCUCAAGUCCACUUUCCCCAUCGGAAUGUUUCACGUGUUUGGCGACUCGAGUCUCAUCGUUCAUCAGGCCCGGGAGGACGUCUUCCUGCGCCUCAAGGCGGUGGCUGCACGCUUUGAUGUGUCUUUCCCGACAGACGUUGCCUUUCUCACGGCCAGAUCGGGUCCGCUGUCUGUACCAGUGGUGGAUGCGAGCAUUCAGGACGCCCUUAUUGCCGACCCAGAGCUUGACACGCUCCAGGCUGACCCUGGGUUUCACUCAAGUUCCUUUGCCCUAGUAGCAAAGAAGGACAAACCUCUUCAUGUGGACGGUCGGAUCAUCCACGAUUUAUCUGCCCCCUUAGGCCGCUCCAUCAAUGACCACACCGAUUCGUCAGCUUCUCCAGAUGCAACUUGGGACCCGUUUGUCUCAAUCGCGCUUCGUAUUUGCGACCUCCUUCGCCGACACCCAGGGUGUGCCAUCUAUGCCAUGGUUGCGGAUAUCGCUGAUGCCUUCCAUCAUGUACCAGUUCAUGCUCGUCAUGCAUCAGCUUUUGGGGGGAAACUACCCCGCUCUACCCAUGGCAUUGUUUCCGGCAUGGCUGUGUUCGGCUGGCACGAAGGCAAGUUCAUGACCUGGGCGUAUGUAUUCCAUGCAGUGGGCAUCGCCUGGAACAUUCCAGACGAAACCAUUACUAUUCCUCAGAGGAAGAUGAUGAAGUUGCGCAGGGUGAUCGAAGCUGGACAGUCUGGUGGGAGUUCUACGCCCAUGAUCAGCUUCAUCCCAGCUACAAAGCCAUUCAUUCAGCGACUGGAAGCGCUUCAGAACCGUUGUCGUAAGCGACACAGGGCAGGUGUCCCAAUGACGGAGCUCCUUCAGAAGGAUUUGUUGGUACAAGCACACCAACAUAGCAUCGUGGUGACCAGCACGACUUUUGAAGAGCGGCUAGUGCUCGCUCAUAGUGACCAGCUCGAAGCUGACGACGCUGUUGGCAUGGCCCUCGCGAGAGUAGCACACUUGGGAGCUACGUCAGUGCGCUACACAAAGCGACGACAACGAAUCGAAGAGAAAAACCAGCAGCUCAAACGAGUAUCCGUGGCGGAAGGAACGCUUGGCCGUUACAACAGGAAUUUCAAGUUCUGGGAGUCGUUCUGCGGCGACUUUGGAUUCCUCGCGGUUUGGAACGCCAAAUUUGAUUACCAUGAUCCGGAAUUUGAGCUUACUGCUCAAGGAUACAAACGUACGAACAGUCAGGUGGACCGGAAGCAGCCAGUUACUACAUCAGUGUUGCUCAAGAUGUGGGAGAUCCUAAGCACUUUGGACCCGCGUGGACGGCUUCUCUGGGGAUCAAUCAUCUUGAGCUUCUUCUUCCUAGACAGAUGCUCAGAGCUUUGGAAUUCAGUGACCGUCGACCGAUCUGCCGGGAAGGACGGGAUUCAUUACGUCAAGGCAAAUAACAUCAUCGUAAGGGACAAGCAAGUGAUCACCGAAGGAGGAAACCGCACUAUCCAUCGAUACAGCUCUUCCUAUCUACGGCGCCCACUGCACGUGCAUCUUAUCCGUACAGCGGGCGUCGUAGCUCCACUGCGUGAUCACAUAAAGGUCGUAAUGGUUGGCAACCUUCGCGAAUACCACCAAUGGAAAUGGAGCGAACGCAAGCUCUUAUCCGUCCUUGGUGUAUACAACAUUUGCAAAGCACACAAGCCAGUCAAGAUGCUCGAGGAGAGCUUAGUCCUCGCAGCGACCGCUCUGAACCUCAUCCUCGUCGAGGACGCUGCUGUGCUCUUCGCCAGAUCUCCUAUUCCACGACCAGUCCUCACACUGAAGGGCAACUUCAAUUUCAACGCAUUAAGCGACGGAGACUGUCGUUUUAAUUUCCGAUUCUGGAAGCGUGACGUAAUUCGGCUGCACAAGGCGCUGCGGCUUGAGAAAGACUACAAGCUACCGAGCCGCCUUCGCGUUGGUGAAGUCGAGGGGCUCUGUGCGUUGCUGCGCCGGCUCGCGUACCCUGGACGGUACGGGGAUCUUGCUGUGAUGUUCGGCAGGUCGCCCAGUGCGCUGUGCCUGAUCUUUCGCUUCAUGGUGGACCUAAUCUACGCUAAGUGCAGCAAGCUUCUUGCACACGGCAGUCCUAUCGACAGGUGUAUCGGCUUCAUUGAUAGCACGAUCGACGCCGUUCGGAGUGUGUGGACAAGCGGCGUAGUUUUUGCCAGCUGGGAGCCAUUUGACAUCGGAGCCCAGCUCUGUUGCGGCAAAAAGCGGGAUCCGCGUCAAGUCUCCAAGCAGCAGAGCGUCAGCCGAUGGAUAGUCGCUCGACAGCGAUCCAACCGAACCUGCGUGGAAGACGCCCGUCCAUCCAGGAUCGUCGACACGGGCGUCUGUCAGCGCACUGACUCAGUGCGCUGUGCCACUGAGCCAGCACCACAGUAUCCGGUGGCCACACGAAGCCGCCGUCUGCUUGGCAGCGUGGAAUCUGCGCAAGAGAGCAAGCCGGCGCUUGGAGUUCCGCCCUGUGAUGAGAGCGCCACCCGCUUUUUCAGGCAAAGCCCAGCCGCGUCUCGUCACAUUCAGCGCCCGAUCUCUACGACGCUGAUGCCCGGCCAAUUCGUUGACGUGGUCGCCGUCACCGUCGCGUCCCCGACGACGCUUGCCCCCACUCUCAAGGAGCCAUUGGCGGUGCCUGUGCCCAUACGCGGGUGCCGAUCUCAGUCGCUGUCCACACUGCCGCGCCGCGCCUCCACGGCUAGUGUUCUUACGGUGGAGAACAACCAAUCGGAUACCUUUACCGAGGAGGAAGAGCUCGAAUUCCAGAGCCAACAGCACGCCCGGCACGCGCGACGUGCACUCAGUUCGGGUGCCGGCAGCUCGCUCAGUCUACUACAACAAGAACUUGGCUACCCGCGCCGUGCCCGAGUGACGGGUCGCCACCGGCAUCGACGUGGCUCUUUGCUGGAGAACACAACCAGCAAGAGAAUACACAGCGCAAGUCAUGACAGCAGCCACGAGAUUCACAGCAACUGCAGCAGUUCAGGUAGUGUGGCCAGCUCCAGCGACCUGCAACGAACACAGUCUGUACCCGAGCCGGAAGGAGAGAACCAGAUAAACCAGCUUCACUACCAUGGUCGCAGCUGGACAUUCAACGCAGUCACGUGUUCGCCACGCAGCGAUGCAACAGGUGCACAGAUUGAGGAAGAGGAAGACGAGAACUUUAUGAACUACCGUAGUGCAUCCGUCACAGGAUACAGCCGCGACACCGACGGCGUCGUUUACUAUGAAGUGAUCGUGCGCUCUACCGCACAUGGCCCGCUAUCGGCCUACAAGGUGCGACGUCGCUACUCCGAGUUCCGAGACUUACACGCAGCAUUGAGCAAAGUCAUGCCGGUAUCACACCGAAAACUAGCGUCCGUCACGGCCAUGGCCAGUAUCAGUGACGAAAACAACGAAGACGAGGACGCAGCUGUAGGUCUCCGCUUCUCUGUCACAGACUGUGGCGAAGACAGAGAGACAGCGUUACCCCCACUACCCGACAAGGGCGGCGUGUGGAGCUACCUGCAAUUCGACAGUAUCCCUCUUCUAGAACGACGAGCUAAGUACUUCCACGCUAUGCUGGCGGCCGCACAACGACACCCCGCUGCCCGUGCUAGUCGCCUACUCAACGACUUUGUCGGUACACCACCCGACCUCGUGUCCUUGCACUCGAGUGUGGAGAACAGCUACGUGAGCUUAAACCGCUUCGCCGCACCCAAACUGAGUUUCGAUAUCGAGAUCCAGGAGAGAAAAGAGAAGGCCAAGAGCAUCCGGAGACGCCGAAGUUCCCUCAAACGCCAAAGCUUCACCGGUUCACUUGACGCCAGUUUCAACAGCCCGCGCCCAUCGCAGUAA